Rosa rugosa (rugosa rose) is the source of this 1023-nucleotide messenger RNA. Its product is annotated as putative gamma-glutamylcyclotransferase At3g02910. NCBI's taxonomy places the organism in Eukaryota, Viridiplantae, Streptophyta, Magnoliopsida, Rosales, Rosaceae. The record is from RefSeq and is a predicted model, not a curated record. The transcript has a single exon. Gene Ontology annotation, molecular function: gamma-glutamylaminecyclotransferase activity. Bases 85 to 618 code for a protein of 177 amino acids.
CCACAAACAAAAAGUCUUUCUCCGACUUCCAAUUUGAUCCCAUUUGCAGCUUUUUUCUUGAUUCCUUCUCUCUCAGCCAAAACCAUGGCUGACAUCUCCGACGACGAAUCCAAACCCCACCUCAUCUUCUCCUACGGCACACUCAAGCGAGGCUUCCACAACCACAAGCUCACCAAGGAAUUAAUCGACCAAGACGACGCCGUUUUCAUCGGCCCCUACAUUACCCUCCACGCCUACCCCCUCGUCUGCGGCCCCCACGGAUUGCCCUACCUCAUCAACCUCCCCGGGUCGGGUCACCGGAUCAGGGGCGAGCUCUACGCCGUUUCGGCCCGGGGACUCGCCCGGUUCGACGAGCUGGAAGGCACCUCCAUCGGGCACUACGAGCGGCUCCCGGUUCAAUUGACGGUCAAUGCGGACAGAGACGACGUCGUUCCGGUCGAGGCCGAGGCCUAUUUCGCGCACAGAAGCUUCGGGGAGGCCAUGUGGGAGAGGAACGGGAAGGAGGGUUUGACCGAGUUCACGGAGAAUGAGGCCAAAGGGUACGUGAAAAGACAGGAUAGGCCUCAUCAGGGUCGCAAUAUUCUCGAGGACGUCCGGCAUUUUGUGAAUGGAGAGUGAGGGCCAGUUUGGGAAUGUUUAGCUAAAACAACCCUAAGGUUAGAUGUGGUGUUUGCAUUCCAAGCAAUUUAGAUACGUACUCAGACUCUUGCACAUCUUUUAUGAUCACCAAUUUGGGCAAGCAAAUGAUACCAAACUCAUAAUCUUUUCCAUAUUUGUGAAUCUAAAUCCCGUUUCCAGUUUUCAAGCCAUAGGAAUGUGUUAGAGUCACUAGUAAUCUGCAUUUCAAUAACAGCCAGUUACAUAUUAGGUUCCUUUGAAUAGAGUUCAUAUGAUUCUUGUAUAUGGAACAGAAUAAAGUGCAUUAGGGUAUUUAUCAUACAUAAGAUGUACAACUGUCAUUAUAUAUGAGAUAUAUGAUCAUUAGCUUCUCAAGGUAAAGUAAGAGAGACGUUCCCUCCGGUC